GGUGGUUGCGUUUAUUGCAUGAUGGGUUGCGUUUGUUGCAAGCCCUCAGCCAUUGACGACAGUAGGGAGAGUCCAAGGGAGCGAUUAUCAAAUAAGGCUUCGUUGGACUCCCGUGGAUCUAGGGCCACUUCGUCAAGGAGAGAGGAUGGAUAUCGAGUGAAGGAUAGAUGCGAUAGUACUGAUGGUCGAACUGCAUCCAUGGAUAAACAAGGAAAUGGCUCUGUGCGUUUACAAGUUGAUCAUUUUGAAAGGAAGAGGGAGAAACCAGAGUAUGUUAUUGCACAGCAUCCAGGACUUGGUAGCGUUCCAAAAGCCACAGAAGGGGAGCAGGUUGCAGCUGGGUGGCCUUCAUGGUUGGCAGCGGUGGCUGGAGAGGCUAUCAAGGGAUGGUUGCCACGACGAGCAGAUUCUUUUGAGAAGUUGGAUAAAAUUGGUCAGGGAACUUAUAGCAAUGUUUAUAGGGCUCGUGAUCUUGAGCAUAAGAAAAUUGUUGCUUUGAAAAAAGUGAGGUUCGAUAAUCUUGAACCUGAGAGUGUUCGUUUCAUGGCAAGGGAAAUUCACAUUCUUCGUAGGCUUGAUCAUCCAAAUGUUAUAAAACUGGAAGGUCUAGUUACAUCAAGGAUGUCUUGCAGCCUAUACCUUGUUUUUGAGUACAUGGAACAUGACUUGGCUGGGCUUGCUUCACAUCCUGGACUAAAGUUUACUGAAGCGCAGGUCAAAUGUUAUAUGCAGCAACUUCUACGUGGACUUGAUCACUGCCAUAGCUGUGGUGUACUGCACCGUGACAUUAAGGGAUCCAACCUUCUGAUUGACAACAAUGGAAUCUUGAAGAUUGCAGACUUUGGUUUGGCAAGCUUUUAUAAUCCCAAUCAAAUUCAGCCAUUGACUAGUCGAGUUGUCACGCUCUGGUAUCGUCCUCCAGAGCUUUUGCUUGGAGCAACUUACUAUGGCGCUGCAGUUGAUUUAUGGAGUACAGGCUGCAUACUUGCUGAGCUGUAUGCUGGAAAGCCUAUUAUGCCAGGAAGAACUGAGGUUGAACAGUUACAUAAAAUUUUUAAACUUUGUGGCUCGCCUUCUGAGGAUUAUUGGAGGAAAUCAAAGCUACCUCAUGCAACAAUAUUUAAGCCCCAACAGCCCUACAGGCGGUGUGUUGGAGAAACAUUUAAGGAGUUUCCUGCGCCUGCAUUAGCACUUAUGGAAACCCUUUUAUCCAUAGAUCCUGCUGAUCGUGGAACAGCAGCAUCUGCUUUGAAGAGCGAGUUCUUCACCACAAAGCCCUUACCUUGUGAUCCUUCAAGUUUGCCCAAGUAUCCUCCGAGCAAGGAAUUUGAUGCCAAAGCACGGGAUGAAGAAGCUAGAAGACAAGGAGCUCUUGGAAGCAAGGGCCAUAGACAAGGGACAAGAGAGUCUCGGGCUGUCCCUGCUCCUGAUGCUAAUGCUGAACUGGUCCUAUCCAUGCAGAAGAGACAAGGUCAAUCCAACUCUAAGAGCCGUAGUGAGAAGUUUAACCCUCAUCCUGAAGAAGUUGCUUCAGGAUUUCCCAUCGAUCCCCCUAGGCCAUCACAGGCUGUGGAAGUAGGCAUAGAUCACCAGUUACAGCAACAUAAAAGAGCUUCCCAUUCAGGUCCACUUUGUAACCGCUCUGCAUGGACAAAAGCUGGGAAAAACCCUGACGAUGCCCCCAAGAUCUCAAAUGGGGGUGACUUGUCAGCAAUGUCUGGCUUAGUUGCAGCAAGAAGAAGCAUGUUAUCUGAUGAUCGUAGAGAAAGGUCUGGAUCAUCACACACAGAGGUUCCAAAACUAAUAAGCCGAUUCCCAGGAUCCAUGAAGGAGGCCUCUGAGUCAUUGAUGCAACAUGAACAGAAGCAUGCUGGAGUCCCUCCUCCAAAGGAAGAAGGGAGAGGCAGCAACAAGGACCCAAUUCCUGUUGGUUAUGGGUCAAAGGGCCAUAAAAUUCAUUAUUCUGGUCCAUUAUUAGUCCCUUCUAGCAACACGGAUCAGAUGUUGAAGGACCACGAUCGGCAAAUUCAAGAAGUUGUCAGAAGAGCGCGAUUGGACAAGGCGAAGAUGAGAAGACUUCAGGCUGAAGGGAACCAGAUGACAACCAAUUCAUUAUUUGUUUCUGGUCGCUGAGCUGUUGUGUAGAGCCUGAUGCAGCCAAAUGCAAAGCCAUCAUCUCUAACAAGAUCACUGCAAAAAAUUAUUUGGCUGGUGAUCUUUCUCUUGUGAAUCAAAUAUUCAUAUUUGAUUCUUUCUUUCUUUUACACUCUUGGCAUGUAUAAGGUAUAUCCCUCGCAGAAUCUGCCCAUGGUGGCCGGUGUUAGGUGACUCAAUAGCAUAGAGAAAAUCUUCUUUCCUCUUACAGCUGCAAUUUCUGAUAUAUGGCUGUUCUUGUAAAGCUUAUCAGCCUUGAGCUGUAGAAUUCUGAGAACAAUGGCUUCCUUAUGUUAUGAUUAUACAGUAACAUUCACUCACAA
Messenger RNA from Neltuma alba, 2477 nucleotides. RefSeq names its product probable serine/threonine-protein kinase At1g54610. Lineage: Eukaryota; Viridiplantae; Streptophyta; Magnoliopsida; Fabales; Fabaceae. Gene Ontology annotation, cellular component: cyclin-dependent protein kinase holoenzyme complex; nucleus. Gene Ontology annotation, molecular function: ATP binding; RNA polymerase II CTD heptapeptide repeat kinase activity. The record is from RefSeq and is a predicted model, not a curated record. The coding region runs from base 19 to 2133 and encodes 704 amino acids. Gene Ontology annotation, biological process: positive regulation of transcription elongation by RNA polymerase II; protein phosphorylation. The transcript is spliced from 8 exons.